Molecule: messenger RNA, 594 nt
Organism: Linum tenue
Lineage: Eukaryota; Viridiplantae; Streptophyta; Magnoliopsida; Malpighiales; Linaceae
Source: the annotation of a GenBank genome assembly
AUGACCAACUACGGCACAAUCCCGACCUCCUCCGCCGCCACCGGCGGCGGCAGCUCCUCCUCGCCGUUCUCCAACCUCGCCUACAUCUCCCGCGCCGCCAAGGACCGGAUCCGAGACGGCCUCGGCACCCUCCGCCCCUGGAAAUCCAUGCUGGACUUCCGCAGCCUCGGCCUCCCGGGAACCCUAGCCGACGCAAUCGGCCGAUUGAAGACGAAUUCGGCCUACUUCCGGAUGAACUACGCCGUAAUUGUCCUGGGGAUCCUGUUCCUCAGCCUCCUCUGGCACCCGAUCUCGCUCAUCGUCUUCAUCGCCGCCAUGGCCGGCUGGCUGUUCCUCUACUUCCUCCGCGACGAGCCGCUGGUGGUGUUCGGGCGGCUGAUCGGCGACCAGGCCGUGCUGAUCGGGCUCUCGGUGCUCACGGUGGCUCUGCUGCUCCUCACCGAUGUUCUGUGGAACACCGUGGGGUCGCUUCUGGUCGGGGCGGCGUUGGUCGUGGCUCACGGGGUGGUGAGGAAGACGGAGGAUUUGUUCCUCGAUGAGGAGGAGACCGCCGGGUUCCUGGCCGGCGGUGGCGGCGGUCGGUCUUCUUCUUGA